Messenger RNA from Ilyonectria robusta, 699 nucleotides. Its product is annotated as exonuclease. The coding region runs from base 1 to 699 and encodes 232 amino acids. The record is from RefSeq and is a predicted model, not a curated record. Lineage: Eukaryota; Fungi; Ascomycota; Sordariomycetes; Hypocreales; Nectriaceae. The transcript is spliced from 2 exons. Gene Ontology annotation, molecular function: nucleic acid binding; 3'-5' exonuclease activity. Gene Ontology annotation, biological process: nucleobase-containing compound metabolic process.
AUGAAGAACAAAGCGUGGAGUCUGGAGGUUGCCACAAAACAACUUGAUGAAAUCAGUCUCGAUGAUACGCCUAGUCUGGUUUUUGUGGAUAAUACGGCUACCUUGUCAGGAAUGGUCGACUCUCUCGACGGACUACCAACAGUGCCACCAUCAAUAUUUAUCGACCUUGAAGGUAUCAACCUUUCUCGACACUGCACUAUCUCAAUCCUGCAAAUUUACAUCCUCCCUGCCAAGCGUACCUAUCUGAUUUAUGUAUACACGCUCCGCGACAAGUGUUUUUCGACACCCGGGAGAAAUGGCCGCACUCUCAAAGCAAUAUUGGAAUCUGAACUCAUUUCCAACGUUUUCUUCGACGUUCGUAACGAUUCGGAUGCACUACAUACUCAUUUUCAGAUCGACUUAGCUGGUAUACACGAUCUCCAACUGAUGGAGCUCGCAACGCGAACUUUUCCUAAGAAAUGUGUCAAUGGACUCUCAAAGUGCAUCGAGAGAGACGCGCCUCUUUCCUCACAGGAAAGGCUGACCUGGACACAAACCAAGGACAGGGGACUUCGACUUUUUGCUCCGGAGAAGGGCGGGAACGCAAAAUGGCGAGAAAAGGUGAUUGCGGGUUCAAAGGAAAGAGUGCAGUUAUCUCAUUCCCCUACUUUUAAUGGCAAAGAACGGCAUAUUGCUUUGGCUCCAUCUGGGUGGCAGUGA